CCAAAAAUAAUCCAGAUUAUAUAAUCCAUGGGGGUAAACAAACAGGCCCUAAUAAUCGUUACAAUUUGGACCAAAAUUAAAAUUAACUCGGCGGUUACCUGUUGCCACCCGGAUCCCUUCUUCUUCCCUCCCCGAACGAAGAGAGAGAGAAAGAGAGCGCCAUUCCACCACCACCACCUCGCUCCACUCCUCCUCCCCCUUUUCCUCCUUCCUCGCCUCGCUUCUCGCCGAGCCACCCGAUCAACACCCGCGCCCUCCACGCGCCCAGACCGCCGCCAUUCCCUUCCCCGCCCAGCCGCGACGAGGCCGCUGGCACCGCACCUUCUCCCCUCCCCAGCUGCCUACCUUCGCGCGGCGGUCCCGGCGGCGAACAGGCUCGAGGCGGAGCUCCGCGGCGUGCCCGCGGAUGGGCUGGUAGGAGGUGGCGACACUGCGGCGGCAGCCAUGCAUUUCGCCAAGCUCGAUGACUCGCCCAUGUUCCGGACGCAGAUACAGUCACUUGAGGAGAGUGCUGAAUUGUUGAGAGAGAGAUGUUUGAAGUUCCAUAAAGGUUGCCGUAAGUACGCUGAAGGGCUAGGGGAAGCAUACGAUGGAGAUAUUGCAUUUGCCAGCUCACUUGAAACAUUUGGAGGAGGCCACAAUGAUCCAAUUAGUGUUGCUUUUGGUGGGCCUGUAAUGACCAAAUUUACAAUUGCCUUACGAGAAAUUGGAACAUACAAGGAAGUCCUGCGCUCCCAGGUUGAGCACAUGUUAAAUGACAGAUUACUGAAUUUUGUUGACAUUGAUUUGCAUGAUGUGAAGGAUGCUCAUAAGCGCUUUGACAAGGCUAGCCUCUCAUAUGACCAGAUUCGUGAGAAGUACCUAUCAUUGAAGAAAGGUACCCGACCAGACAUAACAACGGCAAUUGAAGAUGAGCUUCAUAGUGCUCGAUCUUCAUUUGAGCAAGCCCGUUUCAACCUGGUCACUUCACUUUCCCAUGUCGAGGCAAAGAAGAGAUAUGAAUUUUUGGAGGCUGUUAGUGCGACGAUGGACUCACAUCUUCGAUAUUUUAAACAAGGAUAUGAACUAUUGCAUCAAAUGGAACCAUAUAUUAAUCAGGUUCUUGCUUAUGCACAACAAUCAAGAGAAAGGGCAAACAAGGAACAAGCUUCUCUUGUAGAGAGGAUGCAUGAGUACAAAAGGCAGAUAGACCGUGAGACUCGGUCUUCUAUAAAUGGUUUGAAUGAUUCUUAUAAUGGUGAUGGAAUACAGACUAUUGGCAGAAGUUCACAUAAACAGAUCGAGGCAGUUAUGCAGUCAACUUCAAAAGGCAAGGUUCAGACCAUUCGUCAAGGUUAUCUUUCGAAAAGAUCUUCAAACUUGAGAGCCGACUGGAAAAGAAGGUUCUUUGUACUUGAUAGUCGAGGAAUGUUGUACUACUAUCGGAAACAAAUUACUAGGCCACCUGCUGGUUGCUCCAUGCAAAGAAGUGUUAACCCCCCUGAACAUGGUUCUGGGUUGUUGAGCAGAUUGUUCUCAUCUCAUUACCAUGGCAUUGUACAUGAUGAAAAGUCUGUUGCACGGCAUACUGUAAAUUUAUUGACAUCAACCAUUAAAGUUGAUGCUGACCAAUCAGAUCUGAGGUUCUGCUUCAGAAUCAUUUCACCCACAAAAAUCUACACAUUGCAGGCAGAGAGUGCAGUAGAUCAGAUGGAUUGGAUUGAAAAGAUAACUGGUGUUAUUGCCUCUUUGCUGAACUCACAAUCCCCAGAACAGUGUUUUUUGUCAAGCCCUAAGGGCAGUGGUCAUGAUAGGAGUACCAGCGAUGGAAGCUCUUUUACAAGUUCAGUAGAAUUUGAACCUUCUGUAAGUGAUGAUUUAGUACUGGAGAAGAAAUCUGGAAAUGGGCAGCAUGAUGUCAGAGGCACACAUCAUCACAGAACCAGCACGAAACCUGAAAAACCAAUUGACUUGCUUAGGAAAGUUGAUGGCAAUAAUAUGUGUGCUGACUGUGGUGCUUCAGAACCUGAUUGGGCAUCAUUAAACCUUGGCGCACUUCUAUGCAUAGAGUGUUCUGGGGUGCACAGAAAUCUUGGAGUGCAUAUAUCAAAGGUUAGAUCUCUGACACUUGAUGUCAGAGUUUGGGAGCCAUCUGUAAUCAAUCUCUUUCAGUCAUUAGGCAACAUGUUUGUCAACAGUAUUUGGGAAGAGACGCUGCCAGAUGAUAAUUCAAGUGCUGAUGGAUCAGACACAUCACAGUACCUCUCUGUUAGCAAGCCUAAACACAAAGAUGUAUUCUCUGCCAAGGAGAAGUUUAUUCAUGCCAAGAUGAAUAUCUCUCUUAUGCUUUUCGUCGGGUACUUUCUAAGCAAGGGACUCUUGCCCAUUUUUCAUGUCGUAACGCUCAUGCUCAAAAUGGUGUGGCUGAGCGCAAGCAUCAUCAUCAUCUUGAGUCUAUGGGGGCUCUUAUGCUUGCCUCUUUUGUUCCUCCUCACUUUGGGAUGAGGUUGUUUCUACUGCCACUUAACUAACAUUCAGGCUUCCUCACUCUUUAGAGAGGGAUUCCUUUUGAACAUCUUCGUGGCAAGAUACCUGACUAUUCAAGUCUUUGUCUGUUUGGCCGUGUCUGCUAUGUGCUGCUCCCACCUCGUAAGUUCACUAAGUUGACUGCUUAGUCAGUUGAGUGUGUUUUUCUUAGGUACAGUGCUCGAGCAUAGGGAAUAUUGUUGUUGGGAGCUAGUUUCUCGUCAGAUGAUCUCUCGGGAUGUUGUCUUUGAUAAGACUCGUCCUUCUUAUCCUUGUCCUUGUUUCGAUGCUUCAUCAACAUCUUAGGUUGAUCCUCUUUCUUUUCUGUUUUUCCUAGAUGCUCCUGCUCCUACUGUACUUGCCUCACACUUAGAGCAACCUUGUAUAGAGUCCUUACCUACUUUAGAUGUGCCUUCUUCAGUGGUACCUCCUUUGCUGUCUUCUUUAGAAUCUCCUUCCUUGGUCCUUGACUACACUUGGAAGCCUCUAGUGACACAUGUCUACACUCAUUGGAUCGUAGAUUCUUCCUAUACACCAUCUUCCUCUGUUGAACUGCCCUCUUUUGUUGCACCAUCUUAUGUUGUUGACUCAUCUUCCUCUAAUGAUUCACCUUCAUAUAAUGAGACAUCUCCUGCUAAGCAGGAUUCUUUUGCUAAUUCUUCACCAUAGCUGAUUCUUAGAUAGAGUUCUCGCUUUCAUCAGCCACAUAACCGGUACUUUCCUUUGGGGUUUUCUGCUACCUUUCUUUCUGAGCCGGCCUCCUAUCAUGAUGCUAUCCUUCAUCAGGAAAGGCAGCAUGUGAUGGCUGAGGAGAUUGCCGCUUUUGAGCGUAAUGUCAUGUGAGAACUUACAUGCUCCUAUAGUUAAGAAUUUAUUGGAUGGUUUUAUUUUGUUUUAUCGGCUAAUACUCUCACCUCUUUUUUUCCUUAUAAAUUGAGACCCAUUGUAUGGGGGUUCCUUUUAUAAUUUGCUCUUCAUGAUGUUAUUGAGUUGAAACUACUCCCUCCAUUUCAAGUUGUAAGUCGUCACCAUAUAGAUAUGUAACCAAAACUUUGUACCUAGAAAAAACUAAAAUGACUUACAAUUGGAAUGGAGGAGUAACUAUCGAAACAACAUCAACAUCAACAUAGCCUUCCAGUCCCAAGCAAAUUGGGGUAGGCUAGAGUUGAAACCCAACAAGAUGUUACCAAAAAGAGAGAGACAAAGGGGAGGGGAAAAGCUUUUGAGAGCACUAAAAGGGAAAAGGCCUAAUCGCGGUUCGGGCACGUGGAUAGCUUCUUUCCAAGCACUUCUAUCCAAACACAACUCUAUUGGGAUAUUCCAUUCCUUCAAGUCCCUUUUGGUUGCCUCCUCCCAUGUCAAGUUUGGUUGACCUCUACCUCUCUUCACAUUAUUGUCCCGUCUUAUGAUGCGUCUAUGCACCAGUGCCUUUGGGGGUCUCCGGUGGACAUGCCCAAACCAUCUCAACCGUUGUUGAAUAAGCUUUUCUUCAAUUGACGCUACACCUAACCGAUCGCGUAUGUCAUCGUUUCUCACUCGGUCCAAUCUUGUGUGCCCAUAUAUCCAACGCAACAUACGCAUCUCUGCGACACUUACUGUGUGAUUGGUUCCGUGAAUGUCCAGCGCUUGGCUGGCUCGAACCUGGCUCAUCGGAUACGCUCAUGUGCUGUGUCUCCACGGAUGCAGUCAAAGUUAUUCAAUUUGGCUUGGAUUGCACCCACAGAUGCAGGUGUGGUCUGUCCCGUACAAGCAACCAAACACAGACCGAGGCCUGGUCAUUGCAUAUGCAGAGUCUGGUUGUGCUCGUGCAUACAACCAAACAUAUGGUAUAACGUUCGUUGAAGACUGGGAGUUAGUUGUUGGAUAUGUCGUCUCUUAUUAGACCAACACUCAGCCCCAUAUAAUAUAGCAGGCCUAAUCGCUAUCCUGUAGAACUUGCCUUUCAACUUCUGUGGCACUAAAGGAAAAGGAAAAAAUAAUAGUUCAUCCUGCAAACUACUAACACUUAUGAUGUACUCACAACAGUAGUGUUUUUGGUAUUAUGAUCAAUACUCGCUCUAGUCAAGAAAAAAAUUCCAUCAAGAAUGUGUUCAUUCAAACCAUCCUAACUUUGUCCAAAUAUAUUUUUAUAGCGAAUUAUACGGUCGACCCUUGAACUUGUCAGGUCCAUCUACUUUUUUUUCUUUCUUUCUUGAAAUACGCAUGAGAGCUGCAUGCCAUUUUAUUAAGAUAGAGAAAGACACGUAAGAGUCGGAAUAGACCCAACUAGAGUACAAGAAAACCACAACCCCCUACUAUAGCGCCUAAACAGAUGCGCCACAAAAAAAACAAAAACAAACAAAAGGUUUAAAACUCCAUGGCCGACACCCCGAGUCCCUGACCAAGAGCUCCUGGAGCUUUUUUGCUCCAGCCCUACACCAUAGAGUGCCUUCAGCGCUGACAGUCCUCAGUACUUCCUGGAUGCUUGGUGUAGCAUUUUCAAACACACAUGAGUUGCCGUGUUUCCAAACUUUCCAAGCCACCAAAAAUACCAAGGAGUUAAGAUCCUUCUUCAUUUCCUUGGGAACUGCUGAGAUUGUUCACCAGCGUUUAGAGAAACGAGAUGAUACAGGAGCUAGCAUAAGAGCUAGAAUCCCUAUGCGCUGAAAGAUUUUGGCCCAAAUUUGACGAGUGUGGACACAACCGACCAGGAGGUGAUGAAUAGACUCCUCAGCCUGAUCACAUAGAGGGCAAGCCGAUCCGCGGUCCACAAACGGUUAUGGAAAACUAGCCAAAUAAAGAACUUCCAACAGGGGGGCCCAAGUUUUCCAAAUCCGUCUCCAAGGUCCUACUUACAAAUUGCAGUUUUAGGCACAACAUUUUCAAGUGGUUCACCUCCAAGAUCAGGGGUCCAGAAAAUGCAAUUAUAAGUUGAUGGACCUCGAUGGUACAACCUGACAAGUUUAAGGGCCACCAUGAAUUUUACUCAUAUAUUUAAUAUGAAAUAGACCAUGCAGAAAUGGUACAAAUAAGCUUGUCUCAAAACUAGCUUUCUAUACAGUUUCUUUUGGUUUUAAAAAAUAUAGUAUAGUAGAAAUUGGUGGCAAAAUAUGUGUCUGGACAGGAUGUGCUCCUAAAUGACAAUUAGUAGGGGACUGGAGGGGCUACAUUCUUGGCAAGACUCUUGAAGUUUCAUAAGUUACUUUAGGCACUACCCAAUGCUCAUCCAUGAUCACAUGCUCAUGAAACCAUCUGAAAACAACACCGCAUGAAGUAGAAUCUGUAUAACGUGAAACAUGGUUCAGUGCGUGUAUUCAUAGGCCUAUUUGAAGAUCUUCAGUUGUUGGAACAUAUAUUUAGUGCCAUAUAUCCCAAUUUGGUU
Molecule: messenger RNA, 5866 nt
Organism: Zea mays
Lineage: Eukaryota; Viridiplantae; Streptophyta; Magnoliopsida; Poales; Poaceae
Product: ADP-ribosylation factor GTPase-activating protein AGD3
Exons: 18
Coding region: 28-2484 (818 amino acids)
Cellular component (GO): cytoplasm
Molecular function (GO): GTPase activator activity; protein binding
Source: RefSeq, a predicted model, not a curated record